ACACAAUUACCUGCCUAUGAUUUCUGUCCUAUUUAAGAUGGGUUCUAUUAUGUUUUUAUCUAUACUUGUCUUCAUUAACUUUUCGUGAUAUCAUAAGCCCCCCGAAUCCCUCGAAAGUAGAUGGGAUUCUGAGCACACACACACACAAAUUCAGAUCCCCAAAGGACAGUAAAACGAAUUAUUGGCUUAAUAUAUCAUCUUAGCUAACCAAAAGCCUGUGUCAGCUGCCAUGUUGAAAAUCUGCUUACCAGCUGCAGGGAGCUUACAAUCUGUUCUAAGGACAUAUGGAAUUGGCUAUGGAUAAUUCAUAUGCUUUCAAUCAACGAAGCACAUGUAAUGGAAUUCCAUCUGAGAAGAAAAACAACUUCCUUGUAUCAGAAGAUCAUGGACAAAAAAUCUUAAGUGUACUACAGAAUUUUAGAGAACAAAAUGUCUUUUAUGAUUUCAAAAUAAUUAUGAAAGAUGAAAUAAUCCCGUGUCAUCGUUGUGUGUUAGCAGCAUGCAGUGACUUUUUCAGGGCUAUGUUUGAAGUAAACAUGAAAGAAAGAGAUGAUGGAAGUGUUACCAUUACUAAUUUGUCCUCCAAGGCAGUAAAAGCAUUUCUCGAUUAUGCCUAUACUGGAAAAACAAAAAUAACAGAUGAUAAUGUGGAAAUGUUCUUCCAGUUGUCAUCAUUUCUUCAAGUUUCCUUCCUAUCCAAAGCUUGCAGUGACUUUUUAAUAAAAAGUAUUAAUCUUGUCAAUUGUUUACAGUUAUUAUCUAUAUCAGAUAGCUAUGGCUCCACCAGUUUGUUUGAUCAUGCAUUACACUUUGUACAACAUCACUUUUCUUUAUUAUUUAAAUCCAGUGAUUUCUUAGAGAUGAAUUUUGGAGUACUACAGAAAUGUCUGGAAUCAGAUGAAUUAAAUGUUCCUGAAGAAGAAAUGGUACUGAAAGUUGUCCUUAGUUGGACUAAACAUAACUUAGAAUCAAGGCAAAAGUAUCUGCCUCAUUUGAUUGAAAAAGUGAGAUUACAUCAGUUAUCUGAGGAGACACUUCAGGACUGUCUGUUCAAUGAAGAGAGUUUACUCAAAAGCACAAACUGUUUUGACAUAAUCAUGGAUGCAAUUAAGUGUGUGCAAGGUUCUGGUGGACUCUUCCCUGAUGCUCGACCAUCCACAACUGAGAAAUACAUAUUCAUUCACAAAACUGAGGAAAAUGGAGAAAAUCAAUAUACAUUUUGCUAUAACAUUAAAUCUGAUUCAUGGAAAAUACUGCCGCAAUCACACCUGAUUGAUUUGCCAGGAUCUAGUCUUUCGAGUUACGGAGAGAAAAUAUUCUUGACAGGUGGUUGCAAAGGGAAAUGUUGUCGAACGGUUCGACUGCAUAUUGCCGAGUCAUAUCAUGAUGCCACUGAUCAAACCUGGUGCUACUGUCCAGUGAAAAAUGAUUUCUUCUUGGUAUCAACUAUGAAAACACCAAGAACCAUGCAUACAUCAGUUAUGGCUCUCGAUAGAUUAUUUGUCAUAGGUGGAAAAACUAGAGGAUCCCGGGACAUUAAAAGUCUCUUAGAUGUUGAAUCUUACAAUCCUCUUUCCAAAGAAUGGAUAUCUGUUAGCCCAUUACCCAGAGGCAUAUACUAUCCAGAAGCAAGCACAUGCCAAAAUGUAAUUUAUGUUCUUGGAUCAGAGGUAGAGAUUACAGAUGCUUUUAACCCAUCACUUGAUUGCUUUUUUAAAUACAAUGCUACAACUGAUCAGUGGUCUGAACUAGUAGCAGAGUUUGGGCAAUUUUUUCAUGCAACAUUAAUUAAAGCUGUACCAGUAAACUGUACACUGUAUAUAUGUGACCUUUCCACCUAUAAGGUUUAUAGUUUUUGUCCAGACACUUGUGUUUGGAAAGGCGAAGGAUCUUUUGAGUGUGCAGGCUUUAAUGCAGGUGCAAUUGGAAUUGAAGAUAAAAUUUAUAUAUUAGGUGGUGAUUAUGCACCAGAUGAAAUCACAGAUGAAGUGCAGGUCUACCACAGCAACAGGUCUGAAUGGGAAGAAGUUUCACCAAUGCCUAGAGCCUUAACAGAAUUUUACUGCCAGGUGAUUCAGUUUAAUAAAUACAGAGACCCAUGGUUUUCUAAUCUAUGUGCUUGAACAUUCUAAAACGAGUCCAGUUCUAGUAACCUAAAGUAAAUUUGUUAACCAAAAUGAUAGGUAAAAAGAUCUAUACAUCUUAAUGAAAUAAAACAUUCCUGCUUUUAGUUAUUAUGUAUGUACACCAUAUAUGAAUAAACAGUUUCCAAAAACUUAAAAUACAAAAUAUAUUUUACCAAAAAUUAUACUGAAUAUAAUUUAACCUUGGGGAAUCCAGAAUACUUAGUAUUUUCACAUGAAACUACAAAUCAUAGACUCUGACACUUUGAUUUUUAAAGUACUCUGUCCAUAAAAGAUUUGUACUGUUUAGAUGGGAGAAACCUCUAGAGAGAGUAAAAAUGAAUUACACUGUAUCUUAUAUGAAGUAAAAAAUAAAUCAGAGGUGAGAAUAUUGUUACUGCGGGUAUGAGUUGUUGAAUUCCUAUCAUUUGUGAUGAUUGGUUAACUUCUUUUAGGUACCCUUUUUACCCUUUUUUAGUUCAGAAAUAAUUCUCCCAGCUUUAUAAAUAGUACACUAAACAUAGUUUAACUUUUUUUAAUGACUCAUUUUUUCAUUAAAAGCAUAAUGUACCAUGUUAUAAUGCCAUUAGCAGUUACUUAAAUGCUUUAAAAAUUGCUGAUUAGUUUUCAAUGUCAGUUGGUUUCAAUUUCUAGCUCUCUCUCUCUCUCUCCUCCCCCCCUCUCAUUUUCUGGUUCAAUCUUAGUAAAUUAACAUUCUGGAUUUAAUUAGUAGUUCUAAGUUACACCUGGCCUGAGUUUAUGUUAACAUGUAACCCUCAAUUGGAAAUUUUUGGAUUCUGGGAUGGCAGUACUAAAAUACUUUUUAUGUAUCAUUGCUAGGUUCCAGCCUAAUUAAGGACAUAGAAAAUUGACCUCUAAUUAAGUGGAUCAUUAUUAUGGCAUUUCUUAAGCUUUAUCCAAAUUUCAGCUACAUAAAACAUUUCAGGAUUUAAAUUAGUACCAUAUCAAUUUUCUGUGAUGAUGUAUACCAACUAUAAAGCACUAUGUUGGUUUACUACUUCAGUAAAUUAUUCUUAGUGAAUUAUUUUCUAAAUUAAAAAAAAUGACUUGGCUUUUGGUAUUGAUAAUAGUAUUCACAACCUGCAUCUGUUAAGAUGUUUGAUCUUUAACCCACACAAUGUAAGGGUACUGUUGUCAUUGUUCUCAGGUAGGUGAUUCUGCCUUCCAAGAGUAUAUGUUUCUUUAAUCAGUUUAAAAGAUAAAGGCAUUUUGGGUUUUAAGACCCCUGCUUUACAUCUCAGGUAAUGUGUAGAUUGUACUUCUCUGGAACCAAAUGUAGUUUUCUACACUCAGUUGUAAAUGUUAAUCUUUCUCAAAUGUGCACAUUCUUUAAAAGUGUGUUCCUAAGUAGAAAUACACCUAAAUGAAGAUUCUCUUAUUUUAUCAUAUAAAUUUAUGCAACGAUAAGUUCCAAAUGUAUUUUUCAAAACAGAAUGGAAUAUCAGAGUACAUUUUCAUGAAGUUUAAAAAUCAAGGACUGUUCCUGAUUAGAUGACGUAUUUAUUGGUGGCCUUCUUAUCUAAGCACAUGAGUAGUUGGCUCUGAACUUUGUGUAUUUGAAAAAGGAAAAUUCAGUGGAGGCUUUUGUUUGUGUGUGUGUGGCUUUGAAAACAAAUUAUUUGAGAAAGACCAUAACACAGUGAGUAGCCUAUAUGUGCAUUUACUGAAUUGUUAAUUUAAGGAUAUAUAUUAAUAGAGUAUGUUUAAAAUAAAUAUUGUUUUCAUCACUGA
This is a messenger RNA of Homo sapiens (human), 3875 nucleotides long. RefSeq names its product kelch repeat and BTB domain containing 3 (gene KBTBD3). Lineage: Eukaryota; Metazoa; Chordata; Mammalia; Primates; Hominidae. The record is from RefSeq and is a predicted model, not a curated record. The transcript is spliced from 3 exons. The coding region runs from base 285 to 2123 and encodes 612 amino acids.